This is a messenger RNA of Acanthosepion pharaonis, 654 nucleotides long. NCBI's taxonomy places the organism in Eukaryota, Metazoa, Mollusca, Cephalopoda, Sepiida, Sepiidae. The record is from the annotation of a GenBank genome assembly.
AUGCUUUCUCUUGUCAAUGUUGUCAAAAAAGAAAAUGAUGGAAAAAUCUGUCUUUCUUUCUCUCGUGCUUUUCUUUCGCACUGCAAUUUUUUUUCUAAUAUGAAUUUAAAUUCCAUUGAAAAAAUAAACAUCUACCUGCGUCAUUUCUGUUCCAUUUUCCUGACCCUCUCUACCCACUUCUUUUAUUUCCAUCUUUCUCGAACGAGUUCUUUUAUGAAAUCUUUCUUCUUUUCUUUUUCUUUCUUUCCUUCUUUAUUUCUUUUGUUAGUUUCUUUGUUUGCGUCCCUUUACUUUUUAUUGGCCUAUUCUUUCUUUUUUUCUUUUUUUCUUUCUUUUUCCCCUUGUAUUGGUUUGUUCUUUUCUUUCUUUCUUUCUUUCUUUCUUUCUUUCUUUCUUUCUUUCUUUCUCCCCUUGUAUUGGUUUGUUCUUUUCUUUAGCUUUCUUUCUUUCUUUCUUUCUUUCUUUCUUUCUUUCUUUCUUUCUUUCUCCCCUUGUAUUGGUUUGUUCUUUUCUUUAGCUUUCUUUCUUUCCUUUUUCUUUCUUUCUUUCUUUCUUUCUUUCUUUCUUUGUUGCUUUCUUCAAUUUUGUCGGCUCUUUCUUUCUUUCUUUCUUUCUUUCUUUCUUUCUUUCAGAUUUUAUUGUAAUUGUUCAUGA